CUGCACGAUAAUGAUAACGUAGGCGUCCUAGUCACGUUCACACCCACCAUCCGCAGAGACAGCAAACGUGGGGCUGCAACAAGGUGUGCGGUGUGGCACCAAUGACUGAAUCUCGAAUCAGAAGCCAUGCUGCUAACACGAACGGUGCAGAUAAAUGCAAUAUCUUGUCACCGAAUUCCUUGAGGACUCUCCCAUCGCACCACUCUCUGUCAAGUGGCUUUCCAGUCCAUCGAGACUGCAGAAGCAACAGUCCCCAACUAUGCGGACUGCUCAGCCGCACUCGAAUUUCCAGAUUCAAUGAGCUCUUGGCUCAUCACCAACUGUACAUGACACUGCACAUAUAUCCUGCGAGGCUACUUGCCUGCAUAACAGCACUGCACCGCCGGGCAAAAGAUACAAUGGCCGAUGUCAUUUGGCUGAUUUCCAUCUUGACGCUCCACUCUCUUCGCAGAGACAGCCGCUGA
This is a messenger RNA of Podospora pseudocomata, 464 nucleotides long. RefSeq lists its product as uncharacterized. The transcript is spliced from 2 exons. The record is from RefSeq and is a predicted model, not a curated record. NCBI's taxonomy places the organism in Eukaryota, Fungi, Ascomycota, Sordariomycetes, Sordariales, Podosporaceae. The coding region runs from base 102 to 464 and encodes 120 amino acids.